Molecule: messenger RNA, 1586 nt
Organism: Linepithema humile (Argentine ant)
Lineage: Eukaryota; Metazoa; Arthropoda; Insecta; Hymenoptera; Formicidae
Source: RefSeq, a predicted model, not a curated record
AUGAAGAAGGCUGGGGCAUUGCAGAUCGAGGUGAGCACCGAGGAGGAAUGGCGACAGCUGUUGAGUCGUCCGGGUCUGACUGUCGUGGAUGUAUAUUCUGACUGGAGCGGUCCGUGCACCGCUAUGGUGAGCACCUUGAGGAAAAUUAAGAUGGAGAUAGGUGGCAACUUGAUAGAUUACGCGAUCGCGCGGAACGAUGACAUUGACGACUUGGCGAGAUUUCGCGGACGAAGCGAGCCCGCUUGGAUGUUUUUGCAAGACGGCAAGAUGGUGAACUUGAUGUUUGGCGCGCAUUGUCCGCGCCUGAAGAAGCUGCUGACGGACGAGAUAAGAAGGAUGAUACAGAUAGACUCGCCAAAGUGGCGGCUGAAUGUCAGCGAGCGGGCCCCUGAAGAGGAAGUUCGAUGGCAAAAGCAGGAAGUCGCUAGACGAGUGCUGGAAGAGCAGAAACGAGCGAGGGAAGAGGCCGAGAGGUGGGAGAAAUACGAGCGAUUCAUGGCGCAAAUGGUGGAUAAACUGUGCGAGGAAACGACACUGGUGCUUUAUCCGUGGGUCUUCAAGGACGAACGCGGCUGGUCGCGGGACAAGAUGCAGAGUCCGCCGUACACCGAGCUCGUGCAGGAUCUCUUCAGGCAGUGCUUCGAUGUGCAGGAGGAGGCACGAAUCCAGCUGAACGAGGACAUGAUCAAGAAGAUGUUUGUCGAGAGCGGCAUCGAUGUCACCAAGGAAUUGAUAGCAGGACUGAUGGAUGGCAAAUGUAUGGCAAUGAGGCUGAAAGGUAAACCGCCGCAUCUAGAUUGGCCGGUGCAUUAUCCUCACGAGUAUCCGGAACGCAGCUCGAAAUGUCCGAUCCGCGCGAUUGACGACGUGGAGAAUUAUCUCAUCAACAUCAUUACGGUAGGGCCGCCGCCUCUCUUGCUAAGUGGAGUCGGCAUCACGAGCAGACCGACUUACGACGCGCCUUACAUCAAGAGGCACGUGUAUGUCCACGAACCGGAUCCGGAAAUCGAAGGUGAUGUGCGUCGCGUGCAUCCCGCAGCAUGGGUACCGCCUCAGGCUAGAAGCAAAGUUCAUGCCUUCAAGACUUUAUUCCCGGCUUACUUGGAAAAGGCUUAUCCUUACGAGGAACCGGUAACUCCUCCGUCAUUGUGCGCUUUCAAGUUUGAGGCGUCGAAGUGCAACAAUGUACGAGACGCUUACGAACUGCAUCGUAACGCAAUCGAAUAUUUCGGCGCCUUCGAGUUUGAUCGACCGCCUUACGCGAGACGCCUCGCAUCCAAACCCUUAGAUUUCGAGAAUAAGGUGAAGCACAAAACAGGGGCCGAGGUAUUCGUAGUGAUAAUUCGGAGGAUCAAUGAAGAAGCCUUUCUAGCUUUUGCCAGUAUCGAACCGUUCUUCGUGUCAGAAGCCGACGAGAAAAGUCAAGAAAUGAUAACGGAAUAUUUUCCGGAAGGAAUCGAAGAUAUGAUAUCAUUCGCACCGGAUGAGCAAGCGGCAUUUUACGAGGAAGAAGAAGAGGAAGAAGAAGAGGAAGAUUAUAAAGAUGAUACUGUUUAACCUUUUUAUGAAUAAUUCUCAUAAGAAAA